This is a messenger RNA of Drosophila ficusphila, 2771 nucleotides long. Its product is annotated as sodium-independent sulfate anion transporter. Lineage: Eukaryota; Metazoa; Arthropoda; Insecta; Diptera; Drosophilidae. The transcript has 3 exons. Gene Ontology annotation, biological process: transmembrane transport. The coding region runs from base 632 to 2662 and encodes 676 amino acids. The record is from RefSeq and is a predicted model, not a curated record. Gene Ontology annotation, molecular function: sulfate transmembrane transporter activity. Gene Ontology annotation, cellular component: membrane.
UAUCAAAAACGGUUUUUACGCAAAUUACUUUUGUCAGCGAGCAAAUAUCAGUUGAAAAUAGUAAGACUUUCUUUCCGCCUCACAAUCUUUAUUAGCUCUGCAGAUAAGGAACCUUUAAACAGUAGCGACUUUAGUUAGUUAGAUAAAAUCAGCCGUCUAAUCACCGCGCUGCGCUGGAUGCCAUCACUUUCGAUUAUUAGGCGAUCGCUUAACCCGAGAGGCUGUUGCUCUAAUCACAGCUGGAUAACUGUGAAGAUCAAUAUUUGAACAGCCAACGAGUAGUGCACACCUGAUUAUCGAUUCUCCAUAGAUCGCGCUUGAUUAAUGGAAAAAUUCCGACUGUCAAUCGGGGACACUUGUGCCAGUUGGUUGUCAAUUCGAAGAUAAACACACCAGGGGACGGGUGCGGUGCGGGGGAUUAUCCGAUGAUUGUUAAGAGCGCAUGGCGGGCUUACGGAACCGCCGUGGAUAAAACUGAAAGAUACAACCUGUAUCCCGCUUCCACUCACGACACGCGUCGAGGUCUUGGCAAACAGCCUCCGGAGAUAAGAGCUCGUGACGCAGCCCCUGGAUCAUCAGGUUCCGACGGCGUGUCGUCCAACCCUCAGUUCACGCACAGAUCUCGGCCAGAAUGUCCACGCUGGAGAACGAGGUGACCUUCCGCAAGCAGGCGGAGGUCAACCAGAACCUGGAGGCGCAGUUCGACAGCUCCUCCACGGACUUUAUCCUCAUCACCGACCACCGCACCUCGAAGAGCAAGAGUCUGGAGCAGCUGGAGGCCUCCAAGGAGGCGGAGAGUGCGGAGUCCUGCUGCUCCCGCUACGCCCGGAACAUCUUCCGGAAGAAGACCCUUCUGAGGCGCCUGCCCUUCCUCACCUGGCUGCCGCACUACAACACGAAGGACUGCAUCGGUGAUUUGAUUGCUGGGUUCACCGUGGGCCUAACCGUGAUUCCCCAGGGAUUGGCGUACUCGGGCGUGGUCGGUCUGCCCCCGGAGUAUGGCCUCUAUGGAGCCUUCAUGGGCUGCUUCGUCUACGUCCUUUUGGGAACGUGCAAGGACAGCACCAUCGGCAGCACGGCGGUGGCCUCCCUCAUGACCUUCCAGUUCGCGCAGGGCUCCUGGCAGAGAUCCGUGCUGCUGACCUUCCUCACCGGCAUCAUUGAGAUCCUGAUGGCCAUCUUCAAGCUGGGCUGCUUGGUGGAGUUCGUAUCCGGUCCAGUGAGUGCGGGCUUCACGAGUGCUGUGGCUCUGAUCGUGUCCACCUCCCAAAUGCGUUCGAUGCUGGGUGUCAAGAGCGAUGGAGGGUCCUUCUUGGCCACCUGGAUCAGCAUGUUCCGGGACAUUGAACACGUGCGGGUAGCCGACACCUGCUUGGGCUUCGGCUGCGUCUUCCUGCUUUUGGCCAUGCGAAGUUUCGGAAAGCUGACGAUUGGCCCGAAGGACGAGACAAGGAGGAACCGGUUCCAGCGGGUUGUCAACCAGGCGAUAAAGUUUUUGGCCACCUCGAGAAACGCCUCCGUGGUGAUUGUGUUCACCCUGAUCACCAUGCACCUGGAGGCUAACGGCACAAACCCCUUCCGUCUGACUGGAAAGAUUCCCAAGGGAAUGCCGGCGCCAUCCCUGCCACCUUUCCACAUAGAAGCCCAGCCCGGAAACGAGACAGCGGGGAUCCCUCCCGUGGAGGGCCAAAACUUCCUCGAGAUGGUCCAGAGCAUGGGCUACGGACUCCUGAUCGUUCCCCUCAUGGCUCUGCUCGAAACUAUGUCGGUGUGCAAGGCCUUCGCCAAGGGGAAGCAGAUAGACAUCACCCAGGAAAUGAUUGCUUGCGGCGUGGGCAACAUUGCCACCUCCCUCUUCUCCGGAUACCGGUGCAAUGGAGGCUUGGCCAGAUCGGCGGUGAAUAACGCGAGUGGCUGUCGCACCAACAUGUCCAACCUGUACAUCGGAAUCAUCGUGGUGCUGGCUCUAAACUUCCUCACCGAUUACUUCGCUUUUAUACCCAAGGCUGUGCUGGCGGCGAUUAUUAUAUCGGCCGUCAUCUUCCAGGUGCAGUUCCAAGUCGUGACGCCCAUGUGGCGCAGCAAACGCUCCGAUUUAGUGCCCGGCAUCCUGGCCUUCGUCACCUGCUUGGUGCUGCCCCUGGAGAUCGGCAUCAUGGUGGCCAUCGGAGUGAACCUGCUCUUCAUCCUGUACUACGCGGCCAGGCCGAAGGUCACCCUGGAGCAGCUGGAAACUCAGCAGGGCAUCCGCUUCGUGAAGAUCACCCCCGACCGCUGUCUGAUCUUCCCCUCGGUGGAGUUCGUGAGGAACAUGGUGCUAAAGCUGGGCAGCAAGUCCACCCUGCCGGUGGUCAUCGACUGCACCUACAUCUACGCAGCGGACUACACCGCCGCCAAGGUGAUAUCCUCCAUCGUGGAGGACUUCCGUCGGCGGCAGCAGAAGAUCAUCUUCUUCAACCUGAAGCCGAGUGUAGUGAGUGUCUUCGAGGGCCUGAACACGAGGCUGGUGCUCUGCUACAACAUGCACGCCCUCAACCAGGAACUCCGACCCGACGACCCUGACCUCUCGAGAUCCGUGGACUCCCUCGAUCGCGCUGAGUCCGGAAACGGAGCUAGUGAGUGCGUCAGCAUGGCCAGUACCCUCUCCUUGGCCAGGAGUUAACCCUACUAUUAUACCAAUAAAGUUAGCUAAGUUAUCUAUCAGUUCUAUAAAUAUUCAUAAAAAGCCCCACAGUGUAAACUUCGAUGGGCAGCGUUUUUAAUUUAAAUAA